This is a messenger RNA of Xenia sp. Carnegie-2017, 1180 nucleotides long. RefSeq names its product 39S ribosomal protein L37, mitochondrial-like. Gene Ontology annotation, biological process: translation. The record is from RefSeq and is a predicted model, not a curated record. Gene Ontology annotation, molecular function: structural constituent of ribosome. Bases 91 to 1131 code for a protein of 346 amino acids. Gene Ontology annotation, cellular component: mitochondrion; ribosome. The transcript is spliced from 2 exons. NCBI's taxonomy places the organism in Eukaryota, Metazoa, Cnidaria, Anthozoa, Malacalcyonacea, Xeniidae.
CGUAAGGUCAUUCGUGGAAAUAGAAACUGACCAGAAAAGCUGGAAAAUAAUCAUGGAAACACAAAAUUCCUUCUCAACUAAACUUCCAAAAUGGCUGCCGAAGCUGCGAGAAGUUUGUCAAAAAAUGCAACAAAGUCAACAUUACCACACACUGGAAUACCCAUCAUAUUGCGUCCUUUUGUUGUAAAGAAGGCUUAUGUUGUUCAUCCCAAAGCGAAAAGUUUACAAGCAGAUUUAAAAGCACAGUGGCUUACAAAGUCAUGUUUGAGAAAGGGUCUACCGGAAUUGGCUUUUUGCUGGAACAAUAUAACAAGCGAACAACUUGACUCAUUGAAACAGAGAACAGCAAAGAGUUUACUCCAAACUAUUGCAUCGCAGAAGAUAGGCCUGAAAUGGAAAAUGAAUUAUGAUACAGAUCUUCUUCACGGUUUGCUGCCCAGUUUACUCAUCCAAUUUAUGAAUCAUGUUGAAAGCAGGGGUAGAACUCUUAAUGGUUUUAAAUCACCUAUCAGAACUCAUUGGUGCCGUAAUCAUGACUUUUAUCAAACCAGCUUCCUUCCAGGUUACAUGUUCCUUAGUGGUACUGCUCUACCCACAUUUGAACCAGACAUGGAAUGUACUGUGGACGUAGAGCUACCAGGACCAUAUAGGCCAGUUGAUCUUGGUGUAUUUAGCCAUCCAACAAACCAUCUUUCCAAUGCUCUUGGCAAUGAGAUGAUCAGUAGAACACUACAACCAGAAAUCUUGAUUCUAUCAGAUUUUACUAGUAAAAAUCAAGAACAACUGCUGCAUCAUGGGAUUCAUGUGAUGUUCAGCCAACUUGUUGCUAUGGCAAUGCAACAUGGCUAUCAUCCUGGGCAACAUUUGGAUUCGCCAAUGACAACAAAAUGCAUAAUCACAAAUGGCAGGGUGUUUUCCUUUAUGGCCUAUCAAUUAAACACUCUCUCACUGCAAGAGGAUUUUGGGAUUAAAAACAUUGCUUGGUUUGAUGAUUUUAAAAUGCUUUAUCAAACCAGUUCUGACCCAUUCAAAACAGGACAUAAAACAUUUUACGAAAUCUUUCCAAUAGAGGCGAAUACACUCAAUUUGGAUGAGGAUUGUCUGAAAAUGCUUUUGGCUUUUCUAAGUUGAAAUUUUGUUAAACAUGUGUAAUUUAUUAAUAUAAGUUUCUGUUGUAAAA